Messenger RNA from Fopius arisanus, 594 nucleotides. RefSeq names its product zinc finger CCCH domain-containing protein 18-like. The record is from RefSeq and is a predicted model, not a curated record. The transcript has a single exon. Lineage: Eukaryota; Metazoa; Arthropoda; Insecta; Hymenoptera; Braconidae. Bases 1 to 594 code for a protein of 197 amino acids.
AUGAAGCGAGAUUUGCAAUGGGAUGCAAUUGAGUCGAUCAGCUCGUCAGAUGGAGAGUCAGAGAUUGGAAACUUUACUGACAGUGAUGAUGAUGAUGCUGAUGCUUGGGAUGUUUCUACCCCAUUAGAUACCGACACCAUCUCACCUGAUGUCAGUGAAAACGUGGAUCAUUCGCCGGAGAGUCCAGCGGCUGUGGAGAAGGGAAUUGUAGACUCUCCAGCAAGCUCAGACUUCGAGUCUCCAGAGAGCCCAGCGGCUGUGGAGAAGGGGAUUGUAGACUCUUCAGCAAGCCCGGACCUCGAGUCGCCAGAGAGCCCAGCACCCGAGGAGAAAGGACUUGUAGACUCUCCAGCAAGCCCAGAUCCAGAGUCUCCAGAGAACCCAGCACCCGAGGAGAAAGGACUUGUAGACUCUCCAGCAAGCCCAGAUCCAGAGUCUCCGGAGAGCCCAGCACCUGAGGACUCUGAUUCAAUGGAGAUGGAUCCACCUGACUCUACUAUAUCAGAGGUAGCACCAGUGAUUCUAGCGAAUGUUGGGGCUGCACCACCACCUAUUUCAGCGGAUGACACAGAACCAUUUGUUCGAGUGGGGUAA